GUAAACAUGGCGGUCGUACAGUGAGCUGCACGCCUCAACUUCAGACUACGAUCUGGCUCACUGACGUAACCACUUCUGUUAAGGCAAAAGAAAACAUCAAAGUCAACAUGUCUCGUCACAGAAAUGUCCGCGGUUAUAACUACGAUGAAGAUUUUGAGGAUGACGAUAUGUACGGGCAGUCAGUGGAUGAUGAUUACUGCAUCUCUCCUGCUACGGCGGCCCAGUUCAUCUACUCGCGUCAGGACUCCAGGCAGCGGCAGGUAGAGACUCUAGAGGAGCAAGAACAUGAGGAAGAGGAGGAGAUGCCAACUUCACCUACCAUCACACACACAUUGGACCCAUUAGAACAAGGAAGGCUGUACUCAUGUUUGGAUCAGAUGAGGGCUGUGUUGGGAGAUGUGCUUCCAGAUUCCACUCUGACGCAAGCUGCUCUGAAAUACGACUACGAUCCACACCGUGCUCUUGAUUCCAUAUUGUCAGAGGAGAGCGCUCAGACAAAGCCCCCUCAGCCUAAAGUCAACCCGCAGCCUGCUGCACCUCCACAACCACCAGCACCAGAAAAAGCGAGAGGUCGACAGACUCCUGAGGGCCGUCUAGAAUCUGAAGUCGUACCCAAAGUUGCCCGUAUGACUGUUUCAGGCAAGAAGCAGACAAUGGGCUUUGACGUUCCCAGUACGGAGGAGAAUGGCGUAGUCAGCUCAGCAGUGCGCAGAGUUCCCAGUCCAGAGGCCAUCAGUGUAUCAGCGUGUGAAACACCCACCAAGCCAGUGUCCACAGGAGAGGACACCCAUGUCCCCACACCCCCUCGCACGUCCUCCAAGAGCAAACAUCAGCUCAACAUCCAUGCAGAACUGGAGAAAAGACAAGGAGGGAAACCAUUACUCAACCUAGUGGUCAUAGGUCACGUGGAUGCUGGUAAGAGCACUCUGAUGGGUCACCUGCUGUAUUUGUUGGGGAAUGUAAACAAGAGGACUAUGCACAAAUACGAACAAGAGGCCAAAAAAGCCGGGAAGGCGUCGUUCGCCUAUGCCUGGGUACUUGAUGAGACAGGGGAAGAAAGGGAAAGAGGGGUGACAAUGGAUGUUGGAAUGACCAAGUUUGAGACAAACUCUAAAGUUAUCACUCUAAUGGAUGCCCCAGGUCAUAAAGAUUUCAUCCCCAACAUGAUAACAGGAGCUGCACAGGCUGAUGUUGCUGUAUUGGUGGUUGAUGCCAGUCGAGGAGAGUUUGAGGCUGGAUUUGAAGCAGGAGGACAGACUCGAGAACACGGUUUACUUGUGAGAUCUCUGGGAGUGACACAACUCGCCGUGGCAAUCAACAAGAUGGACCAGGUGAAUUGGCAACAGGAAAGAUACCAGGAAAUUGUCUCCAAACUUGGUCACUUUUUGAAGCAAGCAGGUUUCAAGGACUCUGAUGUCUAUUACAUCCCCACAAGUGGUCUGUCUGGAGAGAACCUAGUCCAAAGAAGUAAAGUUCCUGAACUCACGGCCUGGUACAGUGGACCCUGCCUUCUGGAGCAGAUAGAUGCGUUUAAACCUCCUCAGAGAUCUGUGGAGAAGCCUUUCAGGCUUUGUGUCUCAGAUGUCUUCAAAGAUCAGGGUUCUGGAUUUUGUGUGACGGGUAAGAUAGAGGCUGGGUAUAUACAGACAGGAGAACGAGUGCUGGCCAUGCCUCCUAAUGAGACCUGUACUGUUAAAGGAAUCACUCUGCAUGAUGAGGCGCUGGACUGGGCAGCUGCAGGUGAUCAUGUUAGUCUGACCGUCACAGGAAUGGACAUCAUUAAGAUCAACGUCGGCUGUGUUUUCUGUGAUCCUAAGGAGCCAAUCAGAGUGUGCACCAGGUUCCGAGCGAGGGUAUUGCUCUUUAACAUCGAGGUUCCCAUCACACAAGGUUUUCCUGUCCUGUUGCACUACCAAACAGUGAGCGAACCUGCCACCAUUAGGAAACUUAUCAGUGUCUUGCACAAGAGCAGUGGAGAGGUUUUAAAGAAGAAACCAAAAUGUUUGAGCAAAGGGCAGAAUGCUGUGGUGGAGAUUCAGACGCAGAGACCAGUAGCGUUAGAGCUCUAUAAGGACUUUAAAGAACUGGGACGCUUUAUGCUCAGAUACGUCGGCUCAACCAUCGCUGCUGGAGUCGUAACUGAGAUCAAAGAGUGAAGACUGCCAAACCUGGUUCCAGAACUUCUAUACUGGACAGAGGAGCCACCUAACUAAAUGCAAUUCAGCGCAUCCUGGCAUACAUAUACACACUCUCUCACACACACACACACACACACACACAGACACACACACACACACACACACACACACACACACACGUGCGGGCAUGCUGAAGCCUUAACAGAAUACUACCCACAACUGACUCAGCCCUCCAUGAGUGCACAGCUCCCCCUGGUGUGUGUAUGCGUGUGUGUGGUUGUGUAUGUGCAUUUGUAUGUAUGUAUGUAUAACCAUCUGUGAUGCAUACACACACACACACACACACAUUUUGGCAUAUCCUGUCGGUUACUGUAUGCUCCUUUGUCUCUUCCAUCUAUUACUCACAUCCCUGUGCGACAGUCUGGACUAAGAUUUUUUUUUUUUUAAGUUCUUUUAUUGUGCUUCAUGUAAAUCUUAAUUUGACUGAAUGAUUGAAGGUGGGUUUAUUUUUCAGCUGACGUGUAUUUUUAAUAAUGUAUUAAUUUUGAGUGGGUUCCUAAUUUCUGGGUUUGAGGGGAGCUUGUUUCCUGGAAUGCAGUGAUUAGAGACAAAGGUCUCUGAUAUGUAAAAGAAAACAAAAAAAAAUACAAGGACAUAUUUCAGUCUAAUAUGGGCAAACGCUAAAAGGGAAGAAAAACAGGGAUGUGAGAAAGUGAUAGUAGCAGAGAGAAGGAGCAAAAAAACCCAAAAGUAACAGAAAGCAGAAGCUGGAAAAGAAAAUUUAUGGGGUUAUAAACAAUUUCCUAUAAAUUACCCUGAGGACAUGAAAGACACCACUCCUCAAACUCUCAGUUUUUUUUAAGUUAAAUUCUGGCUUCUUUUCAGUUGGCAGCAAUUUAACGCUCGUGGAACGGAUGUUAGGCUUCAUGAACAAAAAUAAAGGAUCA
Molecule: messenger RNA, 3085 nt
Organism: Chanos chanos (milkfish)
Lineage: Eukaryota; Metazoa; Chordata; Actinopteri; Gonorynchiformes; Chanidae
Gene: hbs1l
Product: HBS1-like translational GTPase
Exons: 18
Coding region: 108-2156 (682 amino acids)
Molecular function (GO): GTPase activity; GTP binding
Source: RefSeq, a predicted model, not a curated record